Molecule: messenger RNA, 387 nt
Organism: Vicia faba (fava bean)
Lineage: Eukaryota; Viridiplantae; Streptophyta; Magnoliopsida; Fabales; Fabaceae
Source: the annotation of a GenBank genome assembly
AUGACAGAGGUGCUGACAGCGGAUUGCAAGGUCUGUUGGAAAAUUGAAGAUGAUGAAUCACUGUUGAAUUCGCGGAAGUUGUUGGUGUUGUACAACGACUUGAAAUUGCUUGCGAAAUCAGUGUUACAAAAUUGGGACUGUGAAGGAACAGGGGCGGAUGGUGUUUGUGGGUUGUUUGCAGUGGAAGGAGAGGAACGGUUAUGUACUGGAGGAGUUAGGUGGUUGGGUGUUAACAGUGGCGGAUUGAUGGAGGAAGGUGAGGUUUGGAGUAGCUAUUGUGCAUGGAGAGAGGGGGUUUGUGGCGGAAUGAAUAGGGGAGAUGGUAUAAUUGAUGAAGAUGAAGUAGAUGGUAACGGUGGGAGUAUGUGUGGAAAUGAAGGGAAUUGA